This is a messenger RNA of Oppiella nova, 273 nucleotides long. NCBI's taxonomy places the organism in Eukaryota, Metazoa, Arthropoda, Arachnida, Sarcoptiformes, Oppiidae. The record is from the annotation of a GenBank genome assembly.
AUGUCGGACACUGAAGUCGAGGUCGAGGCCCCUCCCCCUCCCCCCACCCGCGAGGAGCGUAACCGUUGGAUGUAUGACUGUAGCCGGUGUUACGGCAAGUUUCCCACCAAACAGGCGCUGGACGAGCACCUGAAGCGCCGGCUGUUUAAGUGCCCCUUCCGUUGCAAACAGACGUUCGUUCACAAGGAUGAACUCAAAACACACGAAAAAGUGUGUAGUAAUCGACUCAAGAAUAGCUCAUUUGAUUGCUAUAAGAUCUAUAACAUGAUGUGA